GAAAAAGGAGGCUCCUGGGUGUGAGAGGCAUGCCCAGACGGCGGCCAUAGUUAGCGUAGACCAAGCGCUCUGCACCUCAGCUGGUUGUACUCCUUUUUGGUGCGGCAUUGUUUGUUGUCCCCCAUAUCUGUUCGCUCCCAUGACCCGCGGUGACAGCGGCUCAUGGUCAGACCCCGCACACCCACAGCCAUCGCCGUCGCCACACACUCCCUCCUACUCCUACUCUUCUACUGCUUCUUCCCCUGCAUCGUCUUCACAGCAGCUGACAGCACCAGCAGCAGCAGCAGCAGCAUCGCACAGCCGCAAGACCCCAGCACACUCUCCCUCAGCCACGCCGCCUUCCCCUCCCCAGGCACCGGCAACAACAAUAGCAACACCACCAACAGCAGCAGCAGCACAGAGGCCGCCGCCGCCAGUGACAGUGACCUCACCGCCAUGCCGGCAUGGAGGAGGCGGGACCUUCGUCGCGCGGAGCUUGCCGAGAAGCUGUUGCAGGGUGAAGGGCUGCCCAAGGCCCCUCCCCCUUUCGCCUGGUGCUCGUCUUCUCGCAUGACGGCCGCCAUCCCCGUCACUCACGACCCGCUGAGUGAGGGGUGGCCGAGAGGGGGGUUCCGGAACCACACGAACGACCCCAGGUGCCGCGCCACAUUUGUGGAGGAGUUCUUCGGCGACGGCCUGGGCAGCAACGAGUCGAUGAGGGACAGCCGGCGGCACGCUUUGAUGGCGUCGGUGGCCUAUGGUGAGUGCGGGACCAGGAGGAGUGAGACGGGCAAGUACGUGUACCACAGCAAUGUGAUGCGCGUGCCGGGGGCCGAGAACAACGCGGUCGUCACCUGUGCGUGCGCAAAGACCAACGGGACGACCAACGACACGACGGCAAAGGGGAGGGGGAACGGCACACACGGAGAGGGGGAGGGGGAGGGCGAUGGGGAGGGUGGUGGGAAUGCCACCUCGGCCAUGGGUGGGGAGUGUGUGGCGACGGCCAAGUGGGAACACACGUCGGGGUCCAAGGUGGCUCACAAGAGCAAGGAGCUGCUGACGCGCGAGUGGACGGCAAUCGGGUGAGUCAGUGAGUGAGUCGUGGCGCAAACACAAACACAGCCCCCAGGCGUCACCUGCCAUCGGUGUCAUGAUGUCCAUCGAUUUGUUAUGUCUGUCCUGUCAGAAGCGGCCACCUGCUGUCUGCCGAGGUGGUCGCGGGACCCAACCUCACCUUAUCGGUCAACAACAAGGACGAGUAAGCCAGCCAACAAAACACACCUACCAGAGACCAUGUGUGGUGUUUGCCGUCCUGCGUUCAGCGGUUUUGUGUUUGAGUCCUGGAUAGCGGGCAGCCCCGGCCACCCCUGGCCGAUGCUCUGCGACCUCGUGUGUCCUGACGGCCCAUCGGAGGCUAACCCCGGGUGCGUCCACCACCUCAUCGUCAACGGCUGCCCCGCCGACCGGCUCCGACACGCCACAUCCAACAACACCCCGCCGUUGUUUACGGUCAUCUCGCAGUCUCGCGGGCACAUUGUCUUCUCGCUGAGGCCUGCCAGCUUCCCCAAGGGCAACAGCAAGGACAAGGACAAGGGCAAGGGCGAGGGCAAGGAUGUCCGGUAUAAUUACCGCGUCCAGUGCAUGAUGGCCGUCUUCCCGAGGCAGCCAUCGGUUGACGAGCAGUGCGAGCUCGGCCGCAAGUACGGGCAGUGGCGCAGGAGGCGGCUGCAGGAGGGGGGCCAGAGCCAUGGCGGUCACACUCCUUCUGCUGAGAGGGGCAGCUGGGGCGAUGACGGCCAUAACGGUGGAGAGGGCAGCAAGCCGGCGGUGUCGCCGGGGAUGGUGGGAGAGGUGGAGGGGCAGAUCGUCAGCCCCCCCAUCAGCCUCAACCCCCUUCAACCUUUCCCCUUCAACGCCAACACGCCCGAGGACUUAUUCAGCGGUCAGUCAGUACACAAGCAAGCGCACCCACAGAGAGCCGCGGACACUGAAUGAAUGAGACUUGUGUGUGUGGAAUGUGUGUGACAGAGAUCGCGAACGAGAUUAUAUGGGACAACUGGUCCAUCAACUGGGGCAGGGACUUCCUCAACCGCGAGACGUCGGUGCAGGUGGGCAACGACGUCGCCUUCGUCGGUAUCGGCAUCGACACACUCGUCAGGGAACAACUGGUCGGUCAGCAAACAUACGAGCGACUCGAGCCACCCACCCCACCUGGCUGCAUGCAUCCUCCAUCCCUUGUGCGUGCGUGCGUGUUGUGUGGAUUGGCUUGCAGGUGAACGUCGGGUAUGGGAAGACGACUGUGACGGUCUCGACGGACGAGCAGGACCUGGAGGGCGGUGUGGGCGUCAUGGUCGGCUCCUACGGCGUCAGGGUAAGUCUAUCAGCGACAGCACCACGACCAAGCUUGACACAAGUCGACAUGCGUGUGAGUCUGAUUGACAUAUUGGUUUGAUAGGUUGAUGCCGACCUUGACGACCGGCAAUAUGCGAUCGAGGCGGUGGCCCGCGGCACGGAGGUCGGCGCCAACAUCGACAAGCUCGACAGGGACUACGGCGUCCGAGUCAAGGUACUCACCCACUGCCGCCAGCUCACGCCACAUCACGCCACCACACCCACGUCGUCUGUAACUUCCUGCGCAGGUGCGUAGCACCGAGGUGACAGUCCGUCACGACUUUUUCGACGUGCAAGACAUUUCGACCAACGACGACGAGGAGCUGGCGACUGAGGUGUUUGUGGGGUACAAGAGCACGGGCGUCGCCAUCGGGUCGGACGUCGACGACACCGAGUACGGCGUCAGCGUCGGCACACUCGGCUACCAGUUCUCGGUGCUCAGGGACUUCGACGAGCGACAGACAGACUUCCAGGGCAACUGGGGGGACGGCUACCAGCUUGUCCUGAACGGUCGGAGGAUCGAUGCCCUGUCUGGGUCUGUGUGACGGCGAUGCUUGAUGCGUGGCCGUGUGUGUGUGAUAUGCCUGCAGGCGAUUUCCCUGACCCGGCAGACACGGAGGUCUUCGUGCAGGUGGGAUUCGGCGUACUCGGCACCACAUACGUCCAGGUCAGCACACAAACAGAGAGCGAGAGAGAGAGAGAGAGAGAGAGACACUGCCGGCCAUCUCUCUCUCUCCGUGUGUGUGUCCGUCGAUUGUCAGGUGGGUGCUGGUGUGGGAGGCGAUGGCAUUCCCCAGGGCAGCGCCGAAGUCGAGACAGACGACGUGUCCUUCGGCGUCGACUUCAUCGACGACCUGGGCGAGCGCUUCUUCCUCUUCGGACUCACCGUCGGCAAGUUCACAUACACGUGGGAGUCCGAGGUCAUCCCCGACAAUCUUCAGAUUCCUCUCAUCCUUGGGGCACUGGGGUAGCCAGAGAGG
Vitrella brassicaformis is the source of this 3350-nucleotide messenger RNA. The record is from the annotation of a GenBank genome assembly. NCBI's taxonomy places the organism in Eukaryota, Vitrellaceae.